UGGUGGGUGCCAGCGUCGCUGCUGAUGAGAAACUUGGUGGAAGCCACAAUAACAACAGCCAUAGGAGCGACGCUGGCGAGGCUGUAGGGGGAGAAACUCGACACCGACCGGGACUUUUUCAGCGUUUUUGAGGCUCGCCUCGCUACGGAUGGAUGUCGUAGGACGGAUUAAGGCGCGAUUAUGGUGGUGAACUCCGUGCACUGGUUUCGAAAAGGGCUGCGGCUCCACGAUAAUCCGGCUUUGCAGGAAGCGCUGAACGGCGCCGACACCGUGCGCUGCGUUUACAUUCUGGAUCCGUGGUUCGCCGGUUCGGCCAACGUCGGGGUGAACCGAUGGAGGUUUUUGCUGGAGUCAUUAGAGGAUCUGGACACGUGUUUAAGGAAACUCAACUCGAGGCUCUUCGUGGUGCGAGGGCAGCCCGCAGAUGUCUUUCCCAGGCUGUUCAAGGAGUGGAACGUGACCCGAUUGACCUUUGAGUAUGACCCUGAGCCGUACGGUAAGGACCGAGAUGGAGCCAUCAUUAAGAUCUCUCAGGAGUUCGGUGUGGAGACGAUAGUGAGGAACUCUCACACGCUCUACAGUCCAGACAGGAUCAUCGAGAUGAACAGCAACAGUCCUCCACUCACCUUCAAACGGUUUCAGGCCAUAGUGAACCGGCUGGAGCUUCCGAAGAAGCCGCUGCCCACAAUCACACAGGAGCAGAUGGCCAGCUGCCGGACGCAAAUCGCUGACAAUCAUGAUGAGCAUUACAGCGUGCCCUCACUGGAGGAGCUGGGGUUUAAGAGUCAGCCAGACGUCACGCCAGUAUGGAAAGGAGGUGAAACGGAGGCUCUGGAGAGACUUAAUAAACACCUGGACAGAAAGGCCUGGGUUGCGAGUUUUGAGCGGCCUCGAAUAAAUGCCCACUCUCUGUUCGCUAACCCCACCGGUCUGAGUCCGUACCUUUGUUUCGGCUGCCUGUCGAGUCGCGUGUUCUACUACCACCUGCGAGAGCUCUAUAUGAAGCUGCGCCGAAAAUCCAGCCCCCCUCUCUCGCUCUUCGGGCAGCUGUUAUGGCGGGAGUUCUUCUACACGGCGGCCACCAACAACCCCAACUUCGACCGCAUGGAAGGGAACCCCAUCUGCGUGCAGAUUCCCUGGGACCACAACCCUGAGGCGCUGGCUAAGUGGGCAGAGGGUUGCACGGGCUUCCCCUGGAUCGACGCCAUCAUGACCCAGCUGAGGCAGGAGGGCUGGAUCCAUCACCUGGCGCGGCACGCCGUGGCCUGCUUCCUCACCCGCGGAGACCUGUGGAUCAGCUGGGAGAGCGGCACGAAGGUGUUUGAGGAGCUGUUGCUGGACGCUGACUGGAGUGUAAAUGCCGGCAGCUGGAUGUGGCUCUCCUGCAGCGCCUUCUUCCAGCAGUUCUUCCACUGCUACUGCCCAGUUGGCUUCGGCCGACGCACUGACCCCAGCGGGGACUACAUACGGAGAUACAUCCCAAAGCUGAAGGACUAUCCGAACCGCUACAUCUACGAGCCGUGGAAUGCGCCGGAGUCUGUUCAGAAGGCGGCCAACUGUGUGGUGGGAGUGGACUACCCCAAACCCAUGAUCAACCACGCCGAGAGCAGCCGCCUCAACAUCGAGAGGAUGAAACAGGUCUACCAACAGCUCUCCCACUACAGAGGCCUUAGUCUGCUAGCAUCUGUGCCCACCAUACAGGAGGAGGCAGAGCCCCCGCUGUCGGAUGACUCUCAGGCCAGCAGCAGUGGUGUCCCCUCCAGUUCCACCCAAACCCAGUCCCAACAAACCCAAACCCAGCCCCAACCUCAGCCUCCUGACCCCGACCCCCAGCUUCCAGCAACAGCUUCAGUUCCCCCUGCCCAGAGAAAACGAGGACGGACCCCAGAACACCGGACCUCACUGAACCCCAAAGUCCAGCACACCAGCCAGGCCAAAGCAAGCGAACAGCCGCCGCAGACCACCAACAAGCAGUGACCACGCAGGCAGAUGCAGAUGGUAGAGUGGCUACCACACAGGAACAGAGGGGGGGAAAGGAAGACGCUCGAAACCAUCCAGAAUGACCGGAAACGCGACGUCAGCGCAGCGCAGCAGCUAUACAGCCGCUACCCGCACAGGAUCAGCAAACAAACUGAUGAAGGGACUGAAAGACUGCAGUUUGUUACCAUUCAGUACGUUAGACAGAGCUACAGCUUCCUUUGGUCUCCUCCCAGCAUCUCUUAGGCUGCUUUUCUUUUUAUUUUCCAGUCUGAAACUGUCCAAACAGCUGCAAACGCGUCUUCAUGACUUAGAUGCUCAAGAGUUUCUAUGUUCUUCAUAUAUUAGCAUUUCCUCACAAUAUAGAGCUUUUCUGAUCGUCAUUCAGCUUGAGGUGUGAAUCAGUAUUUAUGACCUUUAGCCUGAUUUGACAUGUCCUGCGUAAUCGUCUCGAACUGCAGAUGAGGAGCUUUCGGAAGCUGCCGUGUCGUUUUCCGACACCAGUAAUGUAUGAAGACAAACGCCGUAGAAGUCAGUAAUUGCUUGCCAUGUACACAAGCAGCAAAAUGAAACGGGACGUUUUUUGUUUUUUUUUCUUUUGUUUUUAAUUCAGUGUUGAGGCUAUAAUAUUUCAGCCUGUUCAGAGGUUUUGUGUCCGUAGCUCUUAAAAAAGAAAACGAAGAAAGAGACAACUGGCAACACUUUGCAAUAACAGGCCAUAAUAAACAGCAUCUUAAUCGUUUGGCUCAUAGUUUGUUAAUGACUAUUGCUAAUUGAAUCAUUGUCACAUGCGUGCAGUCACAGAUGGUACUAUUUUUAAUUUUUAUGUCUUGCAGUCGUGCUCAAAGGUUUAGGCACCACUAGUCAAAUUGCAUGUUUUGUAGCAAAUUUUAAAAACGUGAAAAUAAGUGUGUUUUCUACAGGGAACACACUUCUGCACAUUUUAGUGCACAAUUAGAAAAAUCUGUGUACCCUAAACUUUGUAUAAGGCACAUUUUUGUCCCCCCUCCCCCUUUUUGCCCUAAUUGAAAUGUACCAAAUAAACAGUUAUUGUGCAUUAAAAUGUGCUCUAUAGAGCCCAGGCGUCAUGAGGCCUGCGGGCCAAGUCGGGCCAAGUCGGGCCUGGAGCACAAUCCUAUUCGGGCUGCAAAAUGAUUAAGUUUACUGUUAAUCUUGGCCUAUUUCACCGUGAGCUGCACUACAGUUCCCAGCAUGCACUGCACCGUAAAAAAAGAUGUCAGGUGUCCAUUUCCUGCAAAUGGAGCGUCAUCUAAAGCCUACAGUACAUUGGGGACAUUUAAAGUGUUCUGUAGCUAUUAUAGUCUAUUGAUUUAUAUAAGACGACUUGUUUUUAUUUAAAAUUAUUUCUGAAUCGACGUAUUCAGUGACCAUUGUAGUUUUGGUAUUUUAAAUAUACGACAGCCAGUUGGGAUCAUUAGUAAUAUUAAUAUUACUAAUUAAUAUUAAUAUUAGUAAAUGUAAACAUGGCUCACAGAUUUGUUGAGACUUCUCAAUAAGGCCCUUUAGUGGUUGAGGGGUUGAACCCCUGCUGUCAAGGAUGCUUUCACUUACUUUCACUUGGAAAAGCAACAAAAUGUCAUUGGACCGGGGCGCGUAAACUUUUGCAUACGACUUCCGGGCUGCAUGAUACGUUUAUGAAAUGCAUUUACAGUGCUGUAACUAACGUCGGGGCGGAGUAGCAAUCCGAAGGGUAGCACUUAUUAAUGCGCCAGACGCAAUUCUAGAUCAACGAUCAUUAAACUGUCGCGUAUGAUUAUGUUGCUAUUUCUGGGGCCUGUUAUUAGUGUUACCACGCAAGCUGUUGUUUCUCCCCCAGAGCCACUCUGCAGUCUCCAGCAGACAGUUCUGAAACACUACCGCACUGCAGUGUCUGUAAACCAUCAUACAUGUUUUCCAGUAAGACUGAAUCUAUUACUGUUUGAUGAUAUUGACCAUUUUUAGGCUGCUUUAGCCCCCAAAGUUUAAAAAAAAAAACAAAAAAGCAAAAAAAAAAAAAAACCCUGUACAUUCCACGCGAACAUGUACAUUCACGAUAAGUCAAGUUCCCUCGAGCUAAGUGGAAUAGCUUUAUUUAUUUUGUCUUUUUUUUUUUUUUGUAUUGUACAAAAGAGUUUAUUUUCAUGGAAGCGCUGCUGGGAUGGCGAGCUGCUCGGUUUGUAGGCAGUAAUUUAUUGAAGCCUCCUCACUGCAUGUUUCUGUCAGCGACAAAGACAAUGUUUCCACGGUAUAUUGCGUCUACAUUGUUUUACUGUAGAUCACAAUAUAUCUAAAUAAAUUUUCUGAACGCG
This is a messenger RNA of Pygocentrus nattereri (red-bellied piranha), 4286 nucleotides long. It is a transcript of the gene cry2, whose product is annotated as cryptochrome circadian regulator 2. Gene Ontology annotation, cellular component: nucleus; cytoplasm. Bases 181 to 1977 code for a protein of 598 amino acids. Gene Ontology annotation, biological process: circadian regulation of gene expression; negative regulation of DNA-templated transcription; entrainment of circadian clock by photoperiod. Lineage: Eukaryota; Metazoa; Chordata; Actinopteri; Characiformes; Serrasalmidae. Gene Ontology annotation, molecular function: FAD binding; DNA binding. The record is from RefSeq and is a predicted model, not a curated record. The transcript is spliced from 12 exons.